This is a messenger RNA of Loxodonta africana (African savanna elephant), 3790 nucleotides long. RefSeq names its product potassium channel tetramerization domain containing 10 (gene KCTD10). The transcript is spliced from 8 exons. Gene Ontology annotation, biological process: protein homooligomerization; negative regulation of Rho protein signal transduction; protein ubiquitination. The record is from RefSeq and is a predicted model, not a curated record. Gene Ontology annotation, molecular function: protein binding; ubiquitin-protein transferase activity. NCBI's taxonomy places the organism in Eukaryota, Metazoa, Chordata, Mammalia, Proboscidea, Elephantidae. Gene Ontology annotation, cellular component: Cul3-RING ubiquitin ligase complex. The coding region runs from base 241 to 1182 and encodes 313 amino acids.
GCCUCCGCCCCCGGCUCGCGCGAGCUGGGUGUUUUCUGCCUCCCUCAGUCCGGGCUUGGAGACUCCGGCGUUCUUCGACUUUUCAUGGCAGGAAGAAUGCUGUUGUUAAUUGCCAUUGAAUCAGUGCUGACUUACGGUGACCCCGUGUGUGCAGAGUAGAACUGCUCUGCAGGGUUUUCAAGCCGUGACCUUUUGGAAGCAAAUCACCAGGCCUGUCUUCAGAGGCACCUAUGGGAAGAGAUGUCAGGAGAAAGCGUGGUGAGCUCAGCGGUGCCGGCGGCUGCUACCCGCACCACUUCCUUCAAGGGCACGAGCCCCAGCUCCAAGUACGUGAAGCUGAACGUGGGAGGGGCCCUCUACUACACCACCAUGCAGACGCUGACCAAGCAGGACACCAUGCUGAAGGCUAUGUUUAGCGGACGCAUGGAGGUGCUCACCGACAGUGAAGGCUGGAUCCUCAUUGACCGGUGUGGGAAGCACUUUGGUACGAUACUCAACUACCUUCGUGACGGGGCAGUCCCCCUGCCUGAAAGCCGCCGGGAGAUCGAGGAGCUGCUGGCAGAGGCCAAGUACUACCUGGUCCAGGGCCUGGUGGAAGAGUGCCAGGCAGCCCUACAACAGAACAAAGACACAUACGAGCCUUUCUGCAAAGUUCCUGUCAUCACCUCAUCCAAGGAGGAACAAAAACUUAUCGCAACUUCAAAUAAGCCCGCCGUGAAGUUGCUGUACAACAGAAGUAACAACAAAUACUCGUAUACCAGUAAUUCUGACGACAAUAUGUUGAAAAACAUCGAACUGUUUGAUAAGCUGUCUCUGCGCUUUAACGGGAGGGUCCUAUUCAUAAAGGAUGUGAUCGGGGAUGAAAUCUGCUGCUGGUCCUUUUACGGUCAGGGCCGCAAGAUUGCUGAAGUCUGUUGCACCUCCAUUGUCUAUGCCACUGAGAAGAAACAGACCAAGGUUGAGUUCCCUGAAGCCCGGAUUUAUGAGGAGACCCUGAAUAUUUUGCUGUAUGAGGCCCAGGAUGGCCGGGGACCUGACAAUGCACUCCUGGAGGCCACGGGCGGGGCUGCUGGGCGCUCGAACCAUCUGGACGAGGAUGAGGAGCGCGAGCGGGAGCGGAUUGAGCGCGUACGACGGAUCCACAUCAAGCGCCCGGACGACCGGGCUCACCUCCACCAGUGAGCAGGCGAGCUGGCCUGAGCCGCCCUCCCUCCACCUCCUCCCUCCUGCCGGCCUGCACCGCGCAUGCAGGCUCCCCGGUACCUUCUCCUUCCCUGGAGCCUGGAGCGUCGUUUGUAACAAGUCAGAUUAUUAUUUUGUAUUUUUUGACAAGUGAAUUGGUUCUGUCUUUCCCCAGGUGAAUGUACCCUGUUGUUGACCAAGCUGUGUCUAAGGUCUCUGCUUUUCGUGAGAACCUGAGGGUCCUUGGAGCUAGGAUUUCUUGGUUCUCAGAGAAAAAGUAUGAACGGGUGUGAAGUGUCUGUGAGAACUUUCGUUUGCAGUAUUUAUUUUUGUAGGUGUUGACUGCCUAUUUAGACUUCCUGGAGGCUCCCUUAGGAGUUGGUCUGUAGUUCCAAGAGGUGUGUCUGCAGUUGGUGGCCACCAGAGGUGUCUGUGUGCUCCCUAUUUCAUAACUGUCCCAUCCCAGCGACCCAGUUUCCGUGCACUGUGACCACGCAUGCUCUUCACUGUUUUGCUACAAAUCCAUUCUGCCAGGUGGUUUCGAGACUAGAGCUUGUUGAUAAAUAGCUGCAGCUGUAGCAGUGGAGAUGUGACCAAACAAGUGUGUCUCUAAAUUGCUUUCCUUGUGUUAGCUUUGGGUGCAUAGCUCUAUUGAGGGGCAAGCCUGUUGCUGCCUCAGUUGAUUUUUGGUCUAGUGCUUGCUGGGACCCUGUAUACCCAGUCGGGGUGCAGCUCAGUUAAUGGCUCCUCCCCUGCCUCCUGACCCUUCCGAGUGUUCUCCUUGUUGACCCACUCCUUCCAGGAAGGGCACCUGACCUAGUAACAGCGGUCACAAGCUGCUGCUCCACAGGGUCCGUCUCUCCCUUUUCCACGUCUUUCCCUUCAAGCUGGGCUCACUGCAGCAAGUGGAUCUCCUGCCGUUUGCUUAGAAACAACUUGUGGUCCCGACUCUGCCUUCCCAGCCUGCAUCCAGGCAGGGACGUCGUUCAUCCCAGCCCUGGGGAGCUUGCCUGGCUUGGGCAGCCCCCACUGUCAACUCCAUCAUCACCAGAGAUCACACUUCUCGUCUUCACCUCUUGUUCUGACACGGUAUAGAGUGGCCGUCAGUGAACAGGUUGCAAAGGCUGUGCAGAUACCUUUGGGUCAGGUUAGUGGCCAUGGUUAUGUUUAAGGAAUGUGAAAAGGCUGUGUGUGUGUAUGUGGGGUGCAAGGGGCCCGCGCUGGAGCCGGCUGUCUGCACCAUGCCGGUGUCAGACAGGUGCUCUCGGUUACCUACCUCCCUGUCCCCUCUGUGCCUGGGAAGGAACAGAGUGAGCUGUGAGUCGUGGGCGGCUGAAACUAGACUAGGUACAGUAGUUGGGAGGAGAUGCGAAUGUGUGUAAGGUAGUGGGUGUGUUUUGUCUGCUUAUCAAGGAAAACGUUACUGUUGUAUACCAAAGGUAUUAAUAGGGGCAACCUUUGACACCACGCAUUUCAGAAAACGAGUUUAUAUUUUGAAAUGGUUUUUACAGCUGAGACUUUGUAUGUGCUGCCCUACUCGUGACAGUUCUAUGCCUUUAUUUUGUAUUCAGCAGGAAGCCUGCAACAAAACUUUAAAGCAAUCAUGACCGAACCUAAAAACCACGUAUUGGGUAAAUAAAUAUGCUUUUUAAAUUGUGCGGGAAACUUUUAUAUAAGGCCAUUUGGAUUUUAUUAAAGUGUUAAGGAAAGGGGCUUACAAAAUAACAUUUCGUAAAUAUUUUAUACUGUUUAUUUUAUACUGUUUUAUUUUCAACACCAACCCUGCUGUUUGGGUUGAACCUUAGGAAGUUAAGGUGAACGUCAGUUCGAUGUUUUCUGUAGGAAUGGAAAAGCCAUCAUAUAAAUUGUUUUUUAAAUGUUGGUGUGAAGAGUACGUGUGUGUAACCAAUCUGUGUUGGCUUCUGCGCCUUAUGACCUAAUGCUCCUGGCAGCUCUCUACACUGCCCUUGCCCUCCAGCUUGGCUCCUGUGGUUCCUGAGUCUUCUGCUUCCCUGGGGUAUGACAGGCUCCCUAAGACAUUCCACGGAGAGUGAGACUGUUCGCCACACAUAAGCCACGUACUGGCUGGCAGCCUCGGCGGGUCCAAGCAGAGACGCUCUAGAGGGAACUGGUUAUUCUUAUGGUAUCAUAAAGGACACAAAUCAGUAUUGAUAUCUAAGAAUCAUCCAAGUUAAAGCAUCGCCCUAAGAUUUGCUUAAAAAAAGUUUUUUUUUUACAUUGUAAUAGCUUACAAUUAAAAUUGGAACAGUGUUCAAGGUCAGGUAAUCAAGUUCUGUUUUCUUGAGUGAGUCACCUGGCCUUGGUGACAGGAGAGUGGCGGGGCAGGAAGCCAGCCCCGUAUCUGGUGUGUAUGCCUGUACCUGCAGAAGCUGCUCAGGACUGAAGUGUGAGCAAUACUCUGCCCUCCUCCAGAGAGUUUGCCAGCUGAGGGCGUCACCAGAAGUUGCUGUAACACAGUCAAGUGUGUCCUUAACUUUCCUGUCUCUUUGCUCUUGAAUGCUACAAGUUUUAGAGGUAGUCACUGUCGGCUGUACAAUCAUUUGUGGAAAUAUAUAAAAUAAACAUUAUAUAAAUGCUUCUGUUUAAA